AUGGAUCCCCAUGCAGCCCUUGAGCUGCUGGAAUACUUACGCACCUUUUACCCAAUCUUCCUUCUUAUUCUCUUUGUUGUGGCCUUCGUGGCCAAUACUACCAUCGCUGCCAGGAAAGCCAGCAAGCAUGAAUCUCAAAAUUUCGGACCCGGAGGGCGACCACUCCCUCAGCGAACUCGAAGAGUGCCCGCCUACCAAUCCCAGUUCUCGCGGAACGUCAAACGAGUUUUCAAUUUGCUCUCCGUGGCCAUUCUCCUGACCUUUCUUGCGGAUGCAACUAUCUACAUCAUACAUGUAAUGGCAGCAAGGUCAGAGAACUGGUGGCGUGGACAGUCUUUUGUGAUUUAUGUCGUCGGCUCAUUCUUCGUUUACGCAGUGCUGCUCAUGGCAAUGCUAGACACAUCUCCCUCGCCUACUCUCGCCCAAUUCGUCUGUUGGUCGGUCGCCAUCCCCAUUGAAUUGGUUAUCGUUAGCACCUCCCUCUCAAUCUAUACGUCGGUUCACCACGAGCCAGUGGUUGGAGACCCAGAAGGGGGUCGGGUCCGCAGAAGCAUUACGUUUUGGGAAUCCCUGGAGGUAGGAUCGAACUGUGUACGCAUCCUUCUUUUGUUUGCACUGGUUCUUCUCUACGCCUGUCAAUCGUUCAGCAUGAAGAGCCACGGGAAGACAAGCCAACGGAGGAAUGAAGCGACAGAAACCACGGGACUUUUGGAUUCCGCUGGCGCAGAAAAUGGCAAUGGAAAUGAACAUGGGAACGGAACUACCAAUUGUCAUUCGUAUGGCUCGACAAACGGAGCUCCUCUCCCCGAAACUUCAAAACCCACCGAUCCAUGGGUGCGUCCGACGACCAUUCCUUCCACUAGCUGGUGGGAGUACUUGAGCGGGUACUCGCUAUUUUUUCCAUACCUGUGGCCUUCCAAAUCCCGCCGCCUGCAACUAGUGGUCACAUUCUGUUUUGGGCUUCUCAUUUGCCAACGAGCCGUGAACGUCUUAGUACCUUACCAAAUAGGAGUCAUCACAGGUGCUCUUACCAAAGAUGACGGCGAGGACUUCCAAGUGCCAUGGCUUCAAAUUUGCCUAUAUGUGGUGUACCGAUGGUUACAGGGCAGUCAGGGAUUGCUCAGUUCUCUGCGCUCUAGCCUCUGGAUUCCUGUGAGCCAGUAUUCUUACAUGGAGCUCUCUACCGCCGCUUUUGAACACGUCCAUGGUCUGAGUUUAGACUUCCAUCUCGGAAAAAAGACCGGCGAAGUCCUGUCCGCUCUGAGCAAGGGCAGCUCAAUCAAUACUUUCCUUGAGCAGGUCACCUUUCAGGUGGUGCCAAUGCUUGUCGAUCUUGUGAUUGCGGUUGUGUUCUUUCUGGUUGCGUUCGAUGUCUACUAUGCUCUAGCCGUCGGGAUCUCCACCUUUGGUUAUCUCUAUGUCACCAUUCGCAUGGCCCAGUGGAGAGCAGAGAUCAGAAGACAGAUGGUCAAUGCCUCGCGACAAGAAGAUGCCGUAAAGAAUGACUCCAUGGUCUCAUAUGAGACCGUGAAAUAUUUCAACGCCGAACAGUACGAAUUCAACCGGUACCGGGGCGCCGUGUGUGACUUCCAGAAGGCUGAAUAUCACGUGUUGUUCUCUCUAACACUGCUGAACACCUGUCAAAACACCGUGUUUAUGAUGGGCUUAUUGGUAAUGUGCUUUAUUUGUGCAUACCAAGUUGCUACUGGUCAGCGCCCUGUGGGAAAGUUCGUGUCUCUACUAGCCUACAUGGUCCAACUCCAGGGUCCGCUCAAUUUCUUUGGCACCUUUUAUCGAUCUAUCCAAUCCGCAUUAAUCAAUGCCGAACGCCUGCUAGAAUUGUUUCGUGAGCAGCCAACUGUGGUGGAUAGCCUUCAUGCGACUCCGUUGAUUAAGUGCAAUGGUGACAUCAAGUUCGAGGAUGUGGAGUUUGCUUACGAUGCGCGCAAGCCCGCGUUGAACGGCCUUACCUUCCACUGCCAGCCCGGAACUACCACUGCCUUGGUUGGUGAGUCUGGCGGAGGUAAGUCCACUAUCUUCCGCCUCUUGUUCAGGUUUUACAACUCCGAGAACGGGCGGAUCUGCAUCGACGGGCAUGAUGUACAGGAUAUCACAAUCGAUUCACUCCGCCAGCACAUUGGCGUGGUGCCUCAGGAUACUGUACUUUUCAACGAGACUUUGAUGUACAACUUGAAAUACGCCAACCAGGACGCUUCCGAUGAAGAUGUUUACGAAGCUUGCCGCGCCGCCAGCAUUCACGACAAGAUUCUUGCUUUCCCCGAUGGCUACAACACCAAGGUCGGAGAACGUGGCUUACGGCUUAGCGGAGGCGAGAAGCAACGCGUAGCUAUCGCUCGUACCAUCAUUAAGAACCCGCGCAUUAUCCUUUUAGAUGAGGCAACCGCGGCUCUAGACACCGAUACCGAGGAGCAUAUCCAAAGGGCGCUCUCUACUCUUUCACAGGGUCGCACCAUGCUGGUCAUCGCUCAUCGUCUCAGCACCAUCACUACCGCAGAUCGCAUCUUGGUCUUGUCAGAGGGCCAAGUGGCCGAAAGCGGCACGCAUGAAGAGCUUCUGGCUAUGAAGGGUCGCUAUGCCAGCAUGUGGCGUAAGCAGAUACGCGCUCAAAAGGCUGCAGCAGAAGCUCAGGUACUUCAAGAUCGGGCCGAGCGAAUCCGCACUGCAACCACCAGCGACGACAGCUCCAGUCAAUCAGAUGAAGACCACAAGGUUGUCGGUCGCCGAAACAACUAA
Messenger RNA from Penicillium digitatum Pd1, 2754 nucleotides. It is a transcript of the gene hmt1, whose product is annotated as putative vacuolar ABC heavy metal transporter (Hmt1). Gene Ontology annotation, biological process: transmembrane transport. NCBI's taxonomy places the organism in Eukaryota, Fungi, Ascomycota, Eurotiomycetes, Eurotiales, Aspergillaceae. Gene Ontology annotation, cellular component: vacuolar membrane. The record is from RefSeq and is a predicted model, not a curated record. Gene Ontology annotation, molecular function: ATP hydrolysis activity; ATP binding; ABC-type transporter activity.